ACAAGUACGCCCCAUCUUUAAACUCUGUCUAUGCGCAGUUAGCCGAAGGACAACGGGACAGGCAAUAUACGGCUUAUGUCAGCCGGCAGACAAGGGUCAACGCCUAUGCCUUGACUACACUCUGGUUGAUGGGCAGCUAUCACAUCUACCGGGAAUAAAAGACAUGAUUGAGACAAUGGAUACCCAGCGUGCCUUGCAGGCAGUGGAGCGGCUCCAGGCCAAGCUGAAGGAGCGGGGGGAGGUCCCCACCGAGGAGAAGCUAAGCCUGCUCAAGUCGGUGCUCCAGAGCCCCCUGUUCCACCAGAUUCUGGCCCUGCAGAAGUCUGUCCAGCUCCUCAAAGACCAGGAUGGUGUCACAACAACAUUUGGCGAUGACCUGAGUGAAUGCUACACAACAGCCCAUGCCAAUGGCAGCCAUCUUGCCAACCCAGAAUCCUCCACUGGUACACAGAUCAAUGGGAAGCCGUCUCCUGAGGAGUUUGAGCACAUCAUUCGCUCCAUGGCUCAGGGGCGCUACGUGACACACAUGGAGCUGGUGAAGCCGCUGUCUGGGGGCCUAGGCUUCAGCGUGGUUGGUCUGAGGAGUGAGAACCGCGGGGAGCUGGGCAUCUUCGUCCAGGAGAUCCAGCCCGGGAGCGUGGCCCACUGCGAUGGGAAUCUGAAGGAGACAGACCAGAUCUUGGCCAUAAACGGUCAGCCCCUGGACCAGACAGUGACCCACCAGCAGGCCAUAGGCAUCCUGCAGAGAGCGUCUGAGCGUGUGCAGCUUACUGUGGCCAGAGGACCCAUCCCUCAGCUGGCCAGCCCCGUGGUGUCCCGUACGCCCUCCGCUGCCAGCACCCUGUCUGCCCACUCCAGCGCGGCCCACUGGAAUCAUGUGGAGACCAUCGAGCUGGUCAACGACGGGACAGGCCUGGGCUUUGGCAUUGUGGGAGGAAAGAACACCGGUGUCAUUGUCAAAACCAUCCUGCCUGGAGGCAUCGCUGAUCAGGAUGGGCGUCUGCACAGUGGGGACCACAUCCUCACGAUUGGGGACACUGACCUUUAUGGCAUGGGCAGUGAGCAGGUGGCUCAGGUCCUGAGGCAGUGUGGUAACAGAGUGAAGCUGGUCAUCACGAGAGGCCCUCCAGAGGAGACCUCCACCGUCCCAAUGCCAUUGCCCACUGUCACAGAGCAACAGGGCUAUGAGGAAGAGGAGGCUGAAUCGUUCGACGUCGGGCUGACCAAGAACGCCCAGGGUCUGGGAAUCACUAUCGCCGGCUAUGUGGGGGACAAGAAUUCCGAGCCCUCUGGUAUUUUCGUGAAAAGUAUAACUAAAGACAGUGCAGUAGAGCAAGAUGGCCGCAUCCAUGUUGGGGACCAGAUCAUAGCCGUGGACGGAAUGAAUAUCCAGGGCUACACCAACCAGCAGGCCGUGGAGGUGCUGAGACACACGGGCCAGACGGUACACCUGAAGCUGGUCAGAAGUGGCUUCCGUCCAGAGGACAUCCCACCCGCUGUGGUGCCCAGUGUGAUCGUACUUCCACCAACCCCAGGGGGCCGAGACCCCACACUGGAGAGAACAGAUGUUGUGAACACCACCGCUCAAGGUGAGAAACAGUACCAGGCAUUGAGUGGGGAAUCGGAUGUCUCCACUGUGAAGGAUCAGUUAACUAAGAACACCAGAGACGAAGCAAAGCUAACAGAGGAUGAAGAGUUGGAGCUGAUGAAGAAGUGGCAGGAGACGCUCGGCCCCAGCAACAAAGUAGAGAUUGCCCAGGUGGAGAAGUUCAGUGAGAGCAGUGGUCUGGGCAUCAGUCUGGAGGCCAACAACGGGCACCACUAUCGCUCUGUCCUGCCCGAGGGGCCAGUGGGCCGCUGUUGGAAACUCAUCAGUGGGGACGAACUGCUCGAGGUCAAUGGAAUAUCCCUGAUUGGUGAGACCCACAAGGAAGUGGUGAGGAUUCUGAAGGAGCUUCCUGUCUGUGUCUACAUGGCCUGCUGUAGGCCCGCCCCUCUCCUUCAGAGUGACAGGGAUUCUGUCCAAACAGGGUUGGAUGAAUUUUCCACUGAACCUAAAAUUGAGAUGAUUUUCGAGGGAUAUCUCCUCAGCUCUUCAGCUGCAUCAGUUCAGAUACAGGGAGACCUCAGCAGUUUCCUGGUUCCCGGAGGUUCCGAGGGGGCGGCAACAAGGGAAAAUGUGACGGAGGAGACUCUGGGAGCUCCUUUGGCCAUGUGGGAGACGGAAAUACAGGACAUCGAGCUGGAGAAGGGAGAGAGUGGACUGGGAUUCAGCAUCUUGGACUACCAGGACCCAAUGGAUCCGGCCAAGACGGUGAUCGUGAUUCGCUCUCUGGUGCCAGAAGGAGUGGCCGAACGGGAUGGCAGGCUUUUGCCAGGCGACCGGCUCAUGUUCGUCAACAGCACCAAUCUGGACAACGCCAGUCUGGAGGAAGCCGUCCAGGCACUGAAGGGGGCCAACAUCGGCAUGGUUCACAURGGGGUGGCCAAGCCACUGCCUCCAUACAAUGAAGAGGACAGUCCGUCGUCUUCUGGAAUCUGUUUUUUUUUAUCUUCAACACUGCUGGUUAAAGAAAGCGAUGAGGAGGAGCCAGCGGAGGACCACCUUUUCCGGGCAGAGCCUGCAUUGAUUGACUCCAAUGAGGGAGACCUGGCCGAUGAGAGGGCAUUGGAGCGUCGCUUCUCUGGCAAUGAGGAUGACACCUUACAGGCAUCCAUGAUCGCCCUCCACGGCAGCACCUGCAGCGCCGAUAUGGACUACCAGACUACCUUGCAGUCCUCCACACCCAAACGGAGUGCCCGCCUGGACUUGUUGACUGAGCAUCCCUUGGUGACGUUGUUCGGCCUUGCGGACGACACUGAACCCUUCUCCCCGGAGGAGAAGCCCAUCGUUUUCCCCCUGCCCAGGAGUAUUGGAGGUCACGCCCUAACGAUUGACGACAACGCACUAACUAGCUCCGAUCAGUACCUGGCGCAUCACUUAACCCAAAUGGAGCCGUCGGAUCUGUCAAACUCGUACAGUCCGUACACUGACCCUGAGCCCGGUUUGAAUGAUUUGGGGGAGCCGGUGCAGUCUCUCCAUUUUCAGGUGGAGUCCACCAUGGCCGUUGAGGACAUAGGGGAGAUGGAAGGCUUAAUGAAGGGGGAUGAGCCAUCUGUAAAGCAGUCCAAAGAGGAAGGGGAUGAGGUUAUAACCACUGGGAGUCAUUUUGAAAGGACAAUCACUGUUGUCAAGGGCAACUCCAGUCUCGGAAUGACAGUGAGCUCCAUCAAGGAUGGCUUGGGGAUGUACAUCCGCAGCAUCAUCCACGGWGGUUCCAUCAGCCGAGACGGCCGUCUGGGAGUGGGGGACCUAAUCUUAGUCAUCAACGGCGAGUCCAUGGCCAACCUGACUAACACCCAGGCCCGCGCCAUGCUCCGGAGACACUCCCUCAUCGGGCCAGACUUGGGAUCUGCUUGUGCCCCAGAGGACGAUCUGUGCCCCUUUUAUGUCAUUACCUAUGUCCCUGUGGAGUAUCUGGAGGAGUACAAGACAAGCUGGAGCAGCCUAAAGAUGACAUCUGCUCUGAUGCACCUCCGUUUGUCUCUUUGCAGAAGAGAAAUCCCAGAACUUCCUGAGCGGGAGGAUGGAGGAGAGGAGAGCGAGUUACAGACCGCCUUCAGUAACUGGAACCAGCCUAUGAAGGUGGAGCUCAAAAGAGAAGCGGGCAAGUCCCUUGGCAUCAGCAUUGUGGGGGGCAGAGGGAUGGGCAGUCGCCUUAGCAACGGCGAGGUGAUGCGGGGCAUCUUCAUCAAACACAUCAUGGAGGACAGCCCCGCCGGCCGCAAUGGAACCCUGAAGACUGGAGAUAGGAUUGUUGAGGUGGACGGUGUMGACCUGAGUGAUGCCAGUCACGAGCAGGCUGUGGAGGCCAUCCGCAGGGCAGGAAACCCUGUAGUGUUCCUGGUUCAGAGUAUCGUCCACAGGCCCAGGCCCAAGUCCCGCUAUAGCCCCACUUCCUCACCAGUCAUAGAGUACAGCACUGCUUUAAAACGCUUGCCUCAUCACAUGUGCCAGUCCUCAACCACGGACACCAACGAGGAGAGAGUGGCGCGGCGCAAUAGUGACAAGCCGGCAAAGCGGGAAGCGGGAAAGACAUCGUCCACCACUCCUCACCUCUCUCUUCCUGUGGUUCCCCACGUUGGAGAGACAGACACGGAUACUCUGACAGAGAUUCCCGACGGACCYUCUCAGACGGAAGAGGAGGAUAAGUUUGGCUACAGAUGGAAAAACAUCAGUCAGAGGUACGGCAGCCUCCCAGGGCUUCUGCACAUGAUUGAGCUGGAGAAGGGGAAGACCGGCCUGGGCCUUAGCCUGGCUGGCAACCGUGACCGCUCCCGCAUGAGCGUGUUUGUGGUCGGGAUCGACCCCAGUGGAGCUGCCGGCAAAGAUGGUCGCGUUGUGGUCGGGGAUGAACUGUUGGAGAUCAACGGGCAGAUUCUGUAUGGGCGGAGUCACCAGAAUGCUUCCUCCAUCAUUAAAAGCGCCCCAUCGAAGGUCAAGAUCAUUUUCAUCAGGAACACAGAUGCUCUCAACCAGAUGGCUGUGGGACCAGUGAGGGAGCAUGGAGACACACUGGAGCCCCAGACAGAGCUGGAAACAUGUUCUUCCAUUGCACCCUCGGCGAUCGAUGUCGACAUGUUCAAAUAUGUGCAGCACGUCAUUCUGCUGAAGGAGGAGGGUGGAUUCGGCAUCACUUUCAGUGAGGACACCAAGGAUGGGGUUGUGAUUCAGAGUAUAACUGAAAAAGGACCAGCAGGAAAGGACGGCAGCAUCAAAUCUGGAGAUAAACUCCUGGCUGUGGAGGACACGCCAGUGAUGGGCUACACUGUGGACAGGGUCCACUCUUUACUGAAGAAGGCCAAAAGCUCAGUGAAAUUGACUAUCUGCACAGACAAGUCAUCGCCCCUUCUCCCUCACUGUACUGGUCAGGCAACCAGCCUCCCUAGAAUCUCCAUGGAUACCCUGGGCCAGUCUGAGUCAGAGCCAAUCAGGAGCUCUAGUCGCUCGUCCACCCCUGGCACUCUGGCUUCCUCUGACCCUGUGACCUGUCCCAUCAUCCCCGGCUGUGAGACCACCAUAGACAUCUCCAAGGGCCGCACAGGCCUGGGCCUCAGCAUCGUGGGGGGCUGUGACACUCUACUGGGGACCAUCAUCAUUCACGAGGUCUAUGAGGACGGAGCUGCCUCCAAGGAUGGGAGACUUUGGGCUGGGGACCAGAUCCUGGAGGUGAAUGACAUUGACCUGCGCGUUGCCACUCAUGACGAAGCUAUCAACGUGCUUCGCCAGACCCCUCAGCGGGUGCGUCUCAGCGUUUACAGGGACGAGGCUCAGUACAAGGAGGAGGACCUGUGGGAUGCCUUCACCGUGGAGCUGAACAAGAAGCCCGGUCAGGGCCUGGGCCUCAGUAUCGUGGGGAGAAGGAACGACACAGGGGUGUUUGUGUCAGACAUAGUGAAAGGGGGCGUGGUGGAGAGUGACGGGAGGCUGAUGCAGGGAGACCAGAUCCUGUCCGUCAACAAGGAGGACGUCAGAAAUGCCACCCAGGAGUUAGUGGCCGAGCUGCUGAAGUGUGGUGUGGGACCCAUAGUGAUGGAGGUGGGCAGAUUUAAAGCCGGGCCCUUCCACUCUGAGAGGAGGUUCUCACAGGGCAGUCAGAUGAGUGAAACAGGCAGCUGCAAGGUGACCCCUCACUCUCUGUCAGCCUCCUCUGGAAGCCUCCAAGUGGACUGUGACAGCUUACAACACACAAAUCAGGAGUCACUGGACCACCAGGAGAUCAGAAGUMUUGAAUUCACUAAGGGCCCCACUGAUUCCUUGGGCAUCAGUAUUGCGGGUGGAGUGGGCAGUCCCCUGGGUGAUGUUCCCAUCUUCAUCGCCAUGAUGAACCCUACUAGCCUCGUUGUCCAGACACACAAACUCAAGAUCGGUGACAUUAUUGUCAGUAUCUGUGGGACCGCUACUGAGGGUAUGAGCCACAGCCAGGCCMUCACCCUGCUGAAGAACGCCACCGGCACCGUCAGGCUUCAGGUGGUAGCAGGGAGUGAUACCACAGUGACUGGCCCCUUUCAUGAGCAGACAGCUACCGGACUCUCAGUCUCAGGUCUUACUGCUACUAGCAUCUUCCACGACGACCUGGGACCUCCUCAAUAUAAGACCAUCACACUGGACAGAGGCCCAGACGGACUGGGCUUCAGCAUCGUUGGUGGCUUCGGAAGCCCACACGGAGACCUGCCCAUUUAUGUGAAAACCGUGUUCGGAAAGGGGGCAGCGUCAGAGGACGGGCAUCUGAAGCGGGGGGAUCAGAUUAUGGCUGUUAACGAACAGAGUCUGGAGGGGGUCACCCACGAGGAUGCCGUGGGCAUCCUGAAGAGGACCAAAGGAACAAUCACCCUGACUGUGCUUUCCUAGAUGCACACAUAGACAAAUAAUCAUACCUUGAGGUAGACACGCAUACACACCUAAAAAAAMAUAUACUGUACAAGUAUACUGAAAUGUGAACACACACUACCAUAUGUUCCUAAGCGCUAACCUUGUUUUGUAGCAAGAAACACUGUGAUCAAUAUUAUUUGAAGCUACUGCAGGUAGACUGAAGUAUUCACUGGACACUGUGGCUCAGAUCAUCUAUACUCUAGUUUUCUGUGCUCAGACAUGGACUGUAGUGUUAUGAUAUUUAGGGUUAAUAGCCCUUGAAAAAGAUUUCUAUAGAAUGAGGGCCAUUAUUUAAGGCUUAUGCUACUGUAAACUGCUGUCCGUCCACUUCGAUAUUGAAGUCACUGUGGUUCUAGCGAAGAGACYGUGAGCAAGUCUAGACUCUUUGAAUAACAUUUCAAUCAUGUUUGAGUAACAUUUUAUCUGUGAUGCAAAGCACCUUUUCAGAAGGGACGUGGUCUGAAAUCUUUGGUUUCUUGGUCAGAAGUUACACAGACCAAGUCUGUAAGUGUGUGUACGUGGUCACAGUCAGGGAAAGGAGAGUGUGUGUAUGAGACAUUCACUGCUGCUAAUGCGUAUGAUGAUGUGAAGCCUUGUUUUACACAAUUUUAACGUUCAAGUAUUAAUCGUUUUUUUCUGUCAUGACCGUACUUUGUCAUAAUAUGAUAGAAGGUGAAACCAGCCAACUUCUAUGGUCUAUCUCAGUGGUCUCCAACCCUGGUCCUGGAGAGCUACUGGGUAUGCAGGCUUUUSCUCCAACCUAGCACUUGCACAGCUGUUUCACAUAAUCAACCYUUGACAGUCUUCAAUAUGGACSACGAUUAGCCUAAUCAAGUGUGUUAGUGUUGGGCUGGAGCAAAWGCCUGUACACCCGGUCACUCUUUGGUAGGAGUUGGAGCUCCCUAUCUAUCUCAAACCAUUAGCUGGAUACACCAUGUUCUAGUUUCACAAUAAUGGAUCCCCUAUUCAACAUGGCGUCAGUCACACUCUUGUCACCCACUGUACAUGUGUACUUAGUAUCUCCAGCACAGUAUUGAGUUGUUCACAGGCUGAAUUAAUAAAAUUGACCUUCAAACCCCA
Salvelinus sp. IW2-2015 is the source of this 7552-nucleotide messenger RNA. The record is from RefSeq and is a predicted model, not a curated record. Lineage: Eukaryota; Metazoa; Chordata; Actinopteri; Salmoniformes; Salmonidae.